Messenger RNA from Biomphalaria glabrata, 2721 nucleotides. RefSeq names its product serologically defined colon cancer antigen 8 homolog. Gene Ontology annotation, cellular component: centrosome; centriole. The record is from RefSeq and is a predicted model, not a curated record. The transcript has 16 exons. Gene Ontology annotation, biological process: centrosome cycle; establishment of cell polarity; neuron migration. Bases 98 to 2275 code for a protein of 725 amino acids. Lineage: Eukaryota; Metazoa; Mollusca; Gastropoda; Planorbidae.
GCUGUAAACAAUAUGGCGGAGUCAAGAUAACAACAGACUUAGGACAUCCUUAGAGUAGCUUUUGCUGCCUUAAUUGAUUAAAAAUCAGGCUUUCAGCAUGUAUUAUUUUAAAGAUUAUGGAGCUGGGAGUGAGCGUGGUGAUUUUGAUUAUUCUACCAAAGAAGAAUCAAAGGAGAACUAUCAUGACCAUUCACAGACUGGAAGAAUUGGGGAUGGUAAACAAAAUCUUACGAAGGCAGUUCAUCCCAGAAUACUGACAUGGGAAGACAGAAGCCAGAGAAGUCUUAGACAAACUAAUGCAGCUGCACAACUUAGAAAUACUUUACUUUCUAUGCAGCAGGAGUCUUCAGAUGUUCCUUUAGGACCUCUACCAUCUCCUGAAGAAGCAGCAGUUUUGUUGAGAAAUCAUGCAGCAUACACAAGUCAUUUAGAGUCUGAGUCUGCUUACAUCAAGGAAGAAAUUGCUGUAAUUAGAAUGAAAUUGGCAGAAGUAUUGGAAGAGAAUCGAACUCUGCACAAUGAGCUGAAAACAACAGUUGUUCAUGACAUUCUCAAAGAUGGAGGAGAAAUCAUCAAUGUGAUGGGUACCUUAGAUCAGACAUUCUCUGAUUCUUAUUCUAAUGUUAUGGGUCGACAUGAUUUUAAAAGGUGGCAAGUAGAAUUGGAAAGACUGAGCAAACUUCAUGCUGCAAAGACUGAAAGACUGGAAUCACAAUUAGGUUUUUCUAAAUCUGAGGUAGAGAAAUUACAACAAACUGUAGAGGAUUUGAAAUCACAAUUAAGAAUCCAAGACUCUAUACCAACCCACGAGAAUGGAUCACUGAUAGAGGGAGCAUUUCUUUCAGAAGCACAAAGGCACAUAACUUAUCGAACCAUUGAGAAGCUUACAAAGGAGCGCGAUGAGCUGAUGGACCAUGUGACAGCUCUACAGUCUCAGUUAAAAGAAAUGAGUCAAAGAGAAGAAGAUGCCUACCAGCAGAUGAAGAAAGGAAUACAGUUGGUGGAGCAGGCUCAGUUGGAACAGACAGAGGCUCUUGUGGAAAAAGAACAAGUAUGUGAAGAACUGUUACGGGUUCGCCAAAGAUUUGAGGCUCAUGUCAGAGAGUCCCAGACAGUGAUCAGGGCAGAAAGAGAAACAGUCAGGAGAGAAAACCAGGCCCUAAUUGAUGACCUCAAUAAUAAGCUGAAGGAACUUGCUGAAUUCUACACUCUUGUCCAAUCCAAAUAUGAGAAAGAAGUGAGAGAUAAAGCAGCCCUGGCAGGUGAAAUAGCUGAACUGAAAUCACAGUUGAGGACUUGUGACAGAGAGGUCACUGUGACAGCAGAGAGUUAUAGAACAGAAACAACAAAUGCCUCCUUACAACGCAACUCAGCCUUGUACGAGUCAAACAGAUUACGCUCUGAGCUGGAAAAAGUGAGGCAUGAGCAUGAGCAGGAGACAAGUAGAACUAAAAUAGAGUUGGAUGAUUUGAGACAGAGGCUGAACAAAGCUGAGAGAGAAUUGAUCAACUCAAAAGAGGAGUGUAUCCACAUGACAUCCACCAUCCAGGCUUUAGAAAGAGAGUUGCAUCUGGCCAAGAUGGCGAGAGAUACAAUAGAAAGGUCACGACUUGAAGACCUAAAGGUGAUUCGCAAGCAAGCCCAGGACAGAGAAGAAGAAAUGAUUCUGAAAAUGGAAGAAGCAGAUGAUAGACACAGUCAAGCCACUCAUGAGAUGGACACAAUGCUGUUGAAACAAAACAAACUGAUACUCAAGCUGAGAGAAGAGUGCAAGAAACAAGCCAUACACCUGGAGAAAACCAUUAAGAAAUAUAGAGGUCAAAAUGGAAAGUUACAACAGGCCAACAGUGAGCUUAUGAAGAGGAUGGAGAGAAUGAGUCUUCGUGUGACAGAACUUGAGAAUCAGUCUGACCAACAUGUCAGGGUUCAUGAUAAGAUGAAAGAUCGACUGAAGUCUUUGGAUGAGCAGGCUCAACACCAAGCUGUUCAGUUGGUUGAAGCCAUCACAAAAUACAGUCAAUUAAGUCGAGAUCGCCAGCUAUUGGCCAGGGAGGUGGAGUUCUUACGAUCCCAACUCCACAAAGCAAGCCAGACAUCUACUGAAGUUCUGCGUCUUAAUUCUUCCUCCAAGGUCUUAGUUGACGACAUUCUAAAUACAAUGACAAAAGAUGAACGUGAUGGGACAAUAGCACUGAUCCCUGAGCUGCAGUUGAACAUUCCUGAUCUUCCAGCCAAAAUUGACUUAGAAGACACGUUCUCAGAAACGGGAAUGUAAACAUAGGAGUGAUCUGUGAUAUGAUUAUUUAUUAUUUGUUUUGUGCAAAAAAAAAACACAAUAAUAUUUUAGCUAUAUCUCUAUACAACCCAAUUACAUUUAGUUGAAAUCUAUCUUUCAAGCAAAAUUUAUCUAUUUUUUAUGUAUCUCUCUGUCUCUAUUAUUAUAAAAGUGAAUGAUAAUGAAUGUAAUGUUCAGUUGUAACAUGAAUACUGUCAGUGUAUGUUUUGAGCUGUUGCCGUCCAAUUCUUUAUAAGAUAGAAGCAGAUUGAAGUAAUAUUUGUAUUUUGAAUAGAUCCUGUAAAAAUAAUGUAUGGUUGAUUUUUACAGGUUGAACUUAGGUAUGACUGAUAUAUAUUGAUGUCUAAAAGUUUGUUUGCUAUGUAUGUAUUCAUUUUGAAUUAGAAAACUAAUAAAUCAAAUACUACUCCAUUCUGAAAAUGAAA